AUCGCCGACAGCGAUCUCGCUGCCUUCGGGCGUCGCGAGAUUGCGCUCGCAGAAACCGAAAUGCCCGGGCUCAUGGCGAUUCGCGAAGACCACCGCGCGGCACAGCCGCUGCGCGGCGCGCGCAUUUCAGGCUCGCUGCACAUGACUGUGCAAACUGCGGUCCUCAUCGAGACGCUGAGCGCGCUCGGCGCGCAAGUUCGCUGGUGCUCUUGCAACAUCUUUAGCACGCAGGACCACGCGGCUGCCGCAGUCGCGGCGGCAGGCAGCGCAACGGUUUUCGCCUGGAAGGGCGAGUCACUGCAACAGUACUACGACUGCACCGAGCAGGCGCUCAUGUUCUCGGCCGCCGGCGAGGGGCCGGAUCUCAUUGUCGACGACGGCGGCGACAUGACCUUGAUGGUGCAUGAAGGCGUGCGCUUCGAGCUCGAGUACGAGAAAACCGGCCAGCUGCCCGAGUUGAGCAAAGACGCGGAGCUCUCUGUGCUGCAGACCGUGAUCUUGCGUUCGCUCACGCAGUACCCGACGCGCUGGCGCGCGCUC
Dermatophagoides pteronyssinus (European house dust mite) is the source of this 540-nucleotide messenger RNA. Its product is annotated as adenosylhomocysteinase-like. NCBI's taxonomy places the organism in Eukaryota, Metazoa, Arthropoda, Arachnida, Sarcoptiformes, Pyroglyphidae. The record is from RefSeq and is a predicted model, not a curated record.